AUGAUAGAUGGGAGAGCUCGGCCUAUGCUGCCAACUGAUCUGCAGCGGUGCAGAAGGAGAUUUCAAAAGCAGGGCAAGCGAGAGCGACUGUUCUAUUGAUGGUCAAAGGGAGGGCUUGGCAAGAGAGAUUGAGGGAGCUCUACUACCUCGAUCUUGGCAUAGAACCUGAUGGCAUCAUGCCCAGGAAACUUCCUUCUUCAGUAUGUAUGGGGAUUUAUAUGACACCAAAAGAGAAGUCCGGCGUGUUUCUUGGUUCUAUGGAACCCCUCGACCGGAAGCAAAUAGAUCACAUCGCAAGUUGCUUGCCCAAUAUAAUCGUGCCGCAAGUUACCAACAUCGCGUGCUUAUACACCAUCGACUUUGCUGGAAAUCUAUCUGUCCGUGCUCCACCGUCUGUCGGAACUUCUUCUGCCCAUGCUACACCUGAGGUACAUACUACAGUCUCAUCAAUUAAUAAUACCCAAUUGCUUGUCUGUUGCCCCAUCCGACCGACCGCAAAGGGGUGAGUUUUCUUCAUCCCA
This is a messenger RNA of Triticum aestivum (bread wheat), 521 nucleotides long. RefSeq lists its product as uncharacterized. Bases 99 to 506 code for a protein of 135 amino acids. The transcript has 2 exons. The record is from RefSeq and is a predicted model, not a curated record. Lineage: Eukaryota; Viridiplantae; Streptophyta; Magnoliopsida; Poales; Poaceae.